AUGGCUCGGCCCUACGUCGUGAAGAAGGACGACGAUCAUGACGAUGAAGCGGAGUACUCUCCAUUUCUAGGUUUAGAGAAGGGCACAGUUCUCCAGGAGGCCAGAGUUUUCAAUGACCCCCAACUUGAUGCCAGGAGAUGCGCUCAGGUUAUAACAAAACUCCUAUAUUUGCUUAAUCAAGGGGAAGCUUUUACAAAGGUGGAGGCCACAGAAGUUUUCUUUGCUGUAACAAAAUUAUUCCAGUCCAAGGAUACAACACUAAGGAGAAUGGUUUAUUUGAUAAUUAAAGAGCUUUCACCCUCCGCUGACGAGGUCAUUAUCGUCACAAGUUCUUUGAUGAAAGAUAUGAAUAGUAAGAUUGACAUGUAUAGGGCCAAUGCAAUUCGUGUUCUUAGUAAAAUUACUGAUGGUACUCUUCUUAUGCAAAUUGAAAGAUAUUUGAAGCAAGCAAUUGUUGACAAAAACCCUGUUGUUGCCAGCGCUGCACUUGUCAGUGGCAUUCACUUACUGCAGACAAAUCCAGAAAUAGUUAAAAGAUGGAGCAAUGAGGUACAAGAAGGUGUUCAGUCCAGGGCUGCUCUUGUUCAAUUUCAUGCACUUGCUCUUCUUCACCAGAUAAGACAAAAUGACCGCUUGGCUGUAAGCAAGCUUGUUACUAGCUUGACAAGAGGAUCAGUUCGAUCACCUUUAGCCCAGUGCCUUCUAAUAAGAUACACAAGCCAGGUAAUUCAUGAGUCAAGCAUGAACUCACAAACAGGAGAGCGUCCGUUUUUUGAUUACCUUGAAUCCUGUCUGCGACAUAAAGCAGAAUUGGUCAUCUUUGAAGCUGCAAGAGCAAUUACAGAGCUGAGUAGCGUGACCAGUCGAGAGUUGUCACCUGCAAUCACUGUUCUACAGUUAUUUCUUAGUUCAUCCAAGCCAAUUCUUCGUUUUGCAGCUGUUCGAACUUUAAAUAAGGUUGCUAUGACACAUCCUUUGUCAGUUACAAGUUGCAAUAUUGAUAUGGAAAGCUUAAUCUCAGACCAAAACAGGAGCAUUGCUACUCUUGCUAUUACUACACUACUUAAAACAGGCAACGAAUCAAGUGUGGAUCGCUUGAUGAAACAAAUAACCAAUUUUAUGUCAGAUAUUGCUGACGAGUUCAAGAUUGUUGUUGUGGAAGCUAUACGAUCCUUGUGCUUGAAGUUCCCUCUCAAGUACCGGUCAUUGAUGAAUUUCUUAAGCAACAUUCUUAGAGAAGAAGGGGGCUUCGAAUACAAGAAAGCAAUUGUUGAUUCAAUUGUCAUCCUUAUAAGAGAUAUACCAGAUGCUAAAGAAAGUGGUUUAUUUCACCUCUGUGAAUUUAUAGAGGAUUGUGAAUUCACCUAUCUUUCUACUCAGAUACUUCACUUCAUUGGAAAUGAAGGGCCAAAGACUUCAGACCCCAGUAAAUAUAUUCGAUAUAUCUACAAUCGCGUUAUACUAGAAAAUGCAACAGUUCGAGCUAGUGCUGUAAGUACCUUGGCAAAGUUUGGAGCCAUGGUCGAUUCCUUGAAGCCUCGUAUACUUGUCCUGCUCAGACGCUGCCAGUUUGAUAUUGAUGAUGAGGUUCGGGACCGUGCAACACUUUAUCUAGAUACUCUUGGAGGUGAUGCUUCAGUUGGUGAAACUGAAAAAUAUGUAAAAGACUUUCUUUUCGGUUCAUUAGAUGUGCCACUUGUCAACUUGGAGAAAAGCUUGCGAAGCUAUGAGGCUUCAGACAUGCCUUUUGACAUUUAUUCUGUACCAAAGGAAAUUAAGUCACAGCCUCUUGCCGAGAAAAAGGCUCCUGGUAGAAAGCCUACUGGUUUAGGAGGUCCUCCUUGUGCACCUGUUUCAGCUGUUGAUGCAUAUGAAAAGUUGCUUUCAUUGAUUCCUGAAUUUUCCAGCUUUGGAAAACUCUUUAAGUCAUCUACACCUGUGGAGUUGUCAGAAGCUGAAACCGAAUAUGCAGUUAAUGUAGUUAAGCACAUCUAUGAUGGGCACGUUGUAUUUCAGUACAACUGCACAAAUACCAUACCAGAACAGCUUCUUGAAAAUGUUACUGUUUUUGUUGAUGCUUCUGAAGCUGAGGAUUUUUCUGAGGUUGCAUCAAAGCCUUUGAGAUCCUUACCUUAUGAUUCACCAGGACAGACUUUUGUGGCUUUUGAAAAGCCAUAUGGUCUUCCCGCUACUGGAAGAUUUUCAAACUUGUUGAAGUUCUUUGUUAAAGAGGUUGAUCCAGCCACAGUGGAGGCAGAAGAAGAAGGGGUUGAAGAUGAAUACCAGCUAGAAGAUCUUGAAAUUGUCCCAGUUGAUUACAUGCUGAAGGUUGGAGUCUCCAAUUUCAAAAAUGCUUGGGAAAGUAUGGCCCCAGACAAUGAGAGGGUCGAUGAGUAUGGGCUUGGUGCUAGGGAGAGCUUGGCAGAAGCUGUGUGUUCUGUCAUAAACAUUCUAGGCAUGCAGCCUUGUGAGGGUACUGAGGUGGUGCCGAGCAAUUCGAGGUCACAUGCUUGCUUGUUGUCGGGAAUAUUCAUCGGUAAUGUGAAGGUGCUAGUCAGAUUGUCAUUCGGAGUCGAUGAGUCUAAGCAGGUUGCCAUGAAACUUGCAGUUAGAUCCGAAGACCCAAACAUCAGUGAGAGAAUUCAUGAAAUCGUUGCUGAAGCCUAAAUGCAAAUGUUACUGGUCUCCAAU
This is a messenger RNA of Musa acuminata subsp. malaccensis (wild Malaysian banana), 2691 nucleotides long. RefSeq names its product coatomer subunit gamma-2-like. The record is from RefSeq and is a predicted model, not a curated record. Lineage: Eukaryota; Viridiplantae; Streptophyta; Magnoliopsida; Zingiberales; Musaceae. Gene Ontology annotation, cellular component: COPI vesicle coat; Golgi membrane; endoplasmic reticulum-Golgi intermediate compartment. Gene Ontology annotation, biological process: intra-Golgi vesicle-mediated transport; endoplasmic reticulum to Golgi vesicle-mediated transport; intracellular protein transport. Gene Ontology annotation, molecular function: structural molecule activity.